GGAGCGAGGUAGAGAGAGCGAGGGAAUAGAAGAGACGUAGUGAGGGAGCGAUAGGGAGAGACAGACAGAGGAGUCGGUGGAAGUUAAGACAGCAGCACUGCAGUACCCUGCUCAAGCGUGCUCGGGCUCGUCACUGACGCGUUCCGCUGCGUUUCCAGAGCGACCAGGGAGAUGACCGGUGACCAGGGAGAUGGACAGACUCUUUGAUAGACAAGGAGGAGAGAGGGGAGGCCAGUGAUACAGGGAGAGUGAGAGCGAUGGGCAGAGCGAACAGGUCUGGAACAGGUCUCUGUCUCUUUAAACCGUCAGCUGCUGCAGAUCGUGUGGGCGCUGCAGUCGAGGUACAGCGAGGGAACGAGAGGACCCACAGUCCGUCAGCUACAGAACCAGUAGACAAGACCAGAGAGAUGCCAGCGGAGGCCUGAGGGCGGCGGUGUGUGUGGGCAGUAAGGGGAAACAGAGGGGGUUGGACAUAGAGUAGCUAGCUGAUGUUGAAUCGAAGGCUAGAGGAGUGUUUGCGUUUCUGCAGACUGGUUGGAGGUAAAGGGGAGUUGGUUAUGAGUGUGCGUGCGCGCGUGCGUGUGGGUGUUUGCAUGUGAGGUAAGAGCGGCGUAGGUGUGAGAACGGGGUGGCAAAGCAAGAGGGCGACGGGGUGCUGUUUCGGAGCGUGGCACAGCUGGGCGAGUGGUGGCGCUGGGAUGGUGGGCACUGGGGAGGCUGGCGAACCAGGAGCCCCCGGACCGACCGGGAGCUCCUCAGCCACGGGCAGGGGAGGGGCAGAGGGCAGUCGCCCGGGGGGGGGGGCCGGGGUACUUGGGUUCAGGACGGCGCCAGCGGGGUGGUGCCAUCCCCCCAGCCAGGCCCAGGUAGCGGCGGCGGCACGCGGGACAGAGGAGGGGGAGGCGGGGGAGAGAGGCCAGGGUGUGAGGCAGGUGAGAACUUCACAGUCCCUGUCCGUGCGCCUGAGCGCUGCAGCGGGGGCGGGCGACGAGGACGAGGGGGAGUCGGGGGUCGAGGACGGAGGCAGCGCGUGCUUCGGCCAGGUGUCCAGGCGUUUGGGCCGGCUGUUGCGACGUCUGCCGAAGUCUCGGUCCUGGACUGACGGACUACGGAUACUCCGCAGGACCAGCUCCAACGGAUCACUGAUCACCUCCUCCUCAGGUACGGAGAGAAGACGGGAGAAAAGACUGCAGCUACACCUGUCACCUGGAGUGUGAGGAGCAGGUCCAGCUGGACUGCAAUCAGAGGGACAACAAUCCACAGGAAACUCCAUCUCCCAGAAAUCAC
This is a messenger RNA of Esox lucius (northern pike), 1287 nucleotides long. Its product is annotated as collagen alpha-1(II) chain-like. NCBI's taxonomy places the organism in Eukaryota, Metazoa, Chordata, Actinopteri, Esociformes, Esocidae. The transcript has 2 exons. The coding region runs from base 699 to 1217 and encodes 172 amino acids. The record is from RefSeq and is a predicted model, not a curated record.